Messenger RNA from Halichondria panicea, 2216 nucleotides. Its product is annotated as mitochondrial intermediate peptidase-like. Gene Ontology annotation, cellular component: mitochondrion. The record is from RefSeq and is a predicted model, not a curated record. Gene Ontology annotation, biological process: peptide metabolic process. NCBI's taxonomy places the organism in Eukaryota, Metazoa, Porifera, Demospongiae, Suberitida, Halichondriidae. The coding region runs from base 56 to 2146 and encodes 696 amino acids. The transcript has 2 exons. Gene Ontology annotation, molecular function: metalloendopeptidase activity.
AGGGGGGCGUGGUGGCUUUGUCCCAACCAAGACACACCAAUCUACAACUCAAGCCAUGCUGUCUAGGAUCAUCAGCUUGUUCCCAAGGCGUACUACUACAAGCAGCUAUGGAUUCCUGCAUAUAGCGCAUACCAUGAAGCUCCACUCCACUACUGGCGCUAAGGCUAUGAAUCAUGAUCCAGACAGCAGGCAAUCAACAGGCUUGUUCAACCUCAGAGAAUUCUCCACGCCAGACGGUUUCACCACCUCCACCCAGAUAGCUCUGUUUGAAUCGAAAAGUCUCGUAAAUGACAUCAUCGCUUGUGAUCCAAAUAUCACUGUGGUACAGAAAAUGGACAAACUAUCGAACACUUUGUGCAAUGUUGCUGAUUUGGGCGAGUGUAUUCGGCAACUACACCCGAAUCCUGAUAUGGUACAGAAAGCACAGGAAGCCUGUAUGGCUAUUGGCAACUAUGUAGAGGAAUUGAACACUAAUCCCCACUUGUACAACGCCAUCAAGGCACUGAUGAACAGUAAGCAAUACGAUUCCUUCGAUGAUGUCACGAAAUGCACGGCCAAAAGUUUCCUUCACGAUUUCGAGAUAAAUGGCAUUCACCUUGAGAGCUCAAAACGCGACAAAGUGGUCAAACUUAGUAACUCGAUUCUAGACAUGAGCUACCAGUUCCAUUACAACGCAUCACUACCUGUUUUGAUACCCAAAGAGAUUUGUCUGCCCCAACUAGUCAAGUAUUUCUAUGAACAUAAAGGCUACGUUCAUAUCGAUCACGUCCCUCACUACAACACCAACUCUGAGCUACGAGCACUAAGUUACCUAAUCUUUUACGGUCCUAAUACAACACAAGAGACGCUAUUAGUGAACUUACUCGAUGCACGACGAGAGUUGGCCACACUGGUAGGGUACCCCACCUUUGCUCACCGUGUACUCAAAUCCUCAAUGGCUCGUGAUCCAGCUACAGUCAUGGAGUUUCUCGAUACAUUAAAUCAGAAAAUUAUGCCGCUUGCCAUGGCUGAAGUGAGUGAGAUGGUCAAGCUUAAGCAAGAAAUGAAACCAGCACAAAAAGACCCUAAUGCCAUAAGACCAUGGGAUAUAUCUGUUGUCACAGCUGAACGCCAAAAAGAAUCUAAAUUACUUGAUCUACAAUCUGUUCGAAGCUACUUCUCUCUGGAUGAUUGCAUCUCUGGAUUGAACACCAUCUUCACAGCCUUGUUUGGAAUCAGACUGGAAUCCGUCCCAGUCAAAAGCGGAGAAGUGUGGGAUCAAAAGGUUUUGAAGCUAGCAUUUGUUCACGACACAGAAGGAGUAAUUGGGUACACGUAUGCAGAUUUGUUCUCACGACAUGGAAAAAUAGCUUCUGACUGCCACUUUACCAUUCGAGGAGGUUGUGAACUACAGAGGGGUGAUGGUUCAACAACUUACCAACUGCCUGUGAUCACACUAUGUUGCAGCAUCGACAACAGCCCACUCUCACAACAUUCAGUAGAGAACUUCUUCCACGAAAUGGGCCAUGCUCUUCACUCUAUGCUCGGACGCUCCAAGUACCAGAAUGUUACUGGGACUAGGUGUUCCACAGACUUUGCCGAAGUUCCUUCUAUCUUAAUGGAGUUCUUCUUGAAUGAUAGUCGCAUUCUAUCAACGUUUGCCAGGCAUUACCAAACAAGAGACUCUAUAUCCCAGGACCACAUCAAGUCGUUCCAAUUUUCUAAUCAUUUCUUCCCUGCGUACGAGACACAGAUACAGAUACUCCAUGCUGCAUUGGACCAAUCCGUACACAGCCAGCCCCUCAAAACUGGUGAAACUGUACUGGAUCGAUAUGCCCUCUUACACUCCAAGUACUCUCCCAUUGACUACAUUCCAAACACUACGACCAUCUCAAGAUUCAACCACUUCUAUAGCUAUGCUGCCAAGUACUAUUCUUAUCUCUGGUCUAGGGCAGUGGCCUCUCUGAUUUGGAAGUCAUGUUUCGCCGAUGAUCCGUUUUCACCUGAGAGUGGUGCAAAAUACAGGGAAAUGCUUCGCCAUGGAGGGGGGGUUCACCCCUCCACUCUAGUGACUGAUUUGUUAGGCUAUGAACCAUCUAUUUCUGACCUUGUUAAUGCCCUUCAUGAGAAUGUAAUCGAAAAACGGACAAAAGUAAACACUUUAUAGUUUAUUAUUCAUGCAUAAUAAUUAUGUUUUCCUCUGAAUAUUUUGGUCAAUCAACAGCCAUAUAAAUGAA